AUGCGGCUGUCAAGCUUUUUGUCUGUUCAACUUUUAUUCCUAUGUAUUGACCUUUGUCAUGGUUUUACUUGUGGUGAAAAUAACACUUUAUGUGAGGUAUGCAAGAAGUUCAGCGAAACGGAAGGUGUUCAUACAUAUUUCGCAGCCGAGCAGUGUUCAAUAUACGCCGGGGUCCAAGAUGAAACCGGGAACUACACAAUUCCAGAAAGAUGUGAACUUCUGUUCAGUAAAAUACAUCCUACUUCGUGUCAACUGGCCGUAAUCUCCGACGUGGAUCUGCUAGGUUACUAUAUUCAAUACGGAAUUCGAAUGCAAGAUCACAGUAUGUUGCUUAGUUUAGAAAGAGAGGGUUGUUCGUCGAAAUGGAAUUGGUGGUCCCGGUUGGAAAAUAAAACUACAACUGCUGGCAUGGGGGAUGCUACUGAACCAUGUGAUGUUGUACAAGGAGCUUUUGUUGGAUUCAACUUGGUUCGCAUUAACCCCGCAAACUUCACACCAACCGGCAUUUUGUGUCAGUGUAGCAAUCAAGUUUCAUUUCUGCCAGUGGUCAAGAAACCGGACAAUGCGACUUCUGUUAGCAUUCUUCUAGCGAUGACAGUGACACUUGGAAUUCAGUGGUUUAAGUGA
This is a messenger RNA of Caenorhabditis remanei, 627 nucleotides long. RefSeq lists its product as uncharacterized. The transcript has 6 exons. The record is from RefSeq and is a predicted model, not a curated record. Lineage: Eukaryota; Metazoa; Nematoda; Chromadorea; Rhabditida; Rhabditidae. The coding region runs from base 1 to 627 and encodes 208 amino acids.